Microplitis mediator is the source of this 1567-nucleotide messenger RNA. RefSeq names its product methionine--tRNA ligase, mitochondrial (gene MetRS-m). Gene Ontology annotation, biological process: methionyl-tRNA aminoacylation. The transcript is spliced from 4 exons. Gene Ontology annotation, molecular function: ATP binding; methionine-tRNA ligase activity. The record is from RefSeq and is a predicted model, not a curated record. Lineage: Eukaryota; Metazoa; Arthropoda; Insecta; Hymenoptera; Braconidae. Bases 17 to 1567 code for a protein of 516 amino acids.
CUUAUUAUUAUUAUUGAUGAUGAUAAAAGGACCACAUAUUGGACAUCUUUAUACGGCUGCUCUUGCUGAUGCAUUCAAUCGUUACAAUAUAAUGUUGGGAAAUCAAGUAUUUUUAAGUACUGGCACUGAUGAACAUGGUACUAAAGUUCGUGAUGCUGCAAUAGCUAAUAAUUUAUCACCACAAAUAUAUACUGACAAAAUAUCUGGAUUAUUCAAAGACAUGUGUGAUAAUUUUGAUAUUGGCUAUUCAAAUUUUAUACGAACUACUGACAUAAGACAUCACGAGGCUGUUAAUCAUUUUUGGACGACACUUGAAGACAGUGGGCAUUUAUAUUUAGGAAAAUAUUCAGGAUGGUAUUGUAUAUCAGAUGAAGCAUUUGUUCCAGAAUCAGAGUUGGAGGAAAAAAAAUUGUUAAAUGGUGACACUAUUAAAGUUUCAGCGUCAUCUGGUAAUAAAGUUCAAUGGAUGGAAGAAGAAAAUUACAAAUUUAAAUUAAGUUCAAUGCAAGAUGAUUUAAAGUACUGGUUAAAAAAUGUUAAAGUCGUUCAACCUUUAAAAUUUCACAAAAUUUUGAGUUGUUGGAUUGAAGAAGGAAGUUGUUUAGAAGAUUUAAGUGUAUCACGACCAAUAUCACGAGCACCCUGGGGUAUUAAAGUACCCAAUGAUAAUUCUCAUACCAUUUAUGUAUGGCUAGAUGCAUUAGUUAAUUAUUUAACAUCACUUGGAUAUCCUAAAAAUCGUGAAUUUGCUAAAUUUUGGCCACCAACAGUUCAAGUUAUAGGAAAGGAUAUUUUAAAAUUUCAUGGUGUGUAUUGGCCUGCAUUCAGUAUGGCCGCUGGUCUAGAUCCACCGACAACUCUAUUGUGUCACUCACACUGGACUGUUGAUGAUGAAAAAAUGUCGAAAUCUAAGGGAAAUGUCGUAUCUCCUUCAGAAGCUGCUAAAUUAUUUACCGCAGACGGUUUAAGAUAUUUUCUUUUACGUGAAGCAGUACCAUACAGUGACGCAAAUUAUAAUGAAGAAAAAAUAAGAAGAAUAUUAAAUGCAGAAUUAGCUGAUACAUUGGGAAAUUUAGUAAGUAGAUGUAUGGGAAAAGCAUUAAAUCCGGAUAAAAUAAUUCCCGAGCCUUGUAAGAGUCAUUCAGAUAUAUUAAAUUCUAAUGAAGCACUAAAACUAGUAGAGAGUCUUGAAUCAGUAACUUUGGCGGCUCAAAAUCAUUAUAAUGAUUUUAAUUUGCAUCAUGUUGUUAAUGUCGUGAUGCAAACACUAUUUGCAGCAAACAAAAUGAUUGAUUACCACAAACCUUGGGCAUUAGCUAAAGAAACUGAUAAUUUAGAAGCUCAACAAAAACUAAAAGCCGUAUUAGCUCUUGGUCUUGAAUCUGCUAGAGUGGGUUCAUUAAUUUUGAUGCCAAUUAUUCCGAGAUUAACUUGUCACCUUCUUGACUUUCUCAAUGUACCUUCUAAUUCACGUACCUGGAAUAACUCCAAGUACUUAAAUACUGGUCGUAAUGAUACUAUUACGCCAAAGCAACAAGAUUUUUCAUUCUUUAAAAAAUUACGAUAA